AUGGAAUCCUGUUUAAAUUAUAAACCCCAGAGAGUAGGAUCUGUUGUUGUUGAAGAUUUGAAGAAAAACCUUUUUUCAGAAUUCUCCAAAAUACCCACAGAAUCUCAGGAAGCAGUGUUACUGGAGAAGGAACAUUUGCAGGUUUACCUCCGUAUUCGUCCGUUUACCGCUGCAGAGAGUGAUCUGGGUGAAUCACAGGAGUGCGUUACGAUUGAACCACCAAACACAGUGGUACUAAAGGCUCCGAGAACAUCUCUGUCUGCCAGACAGAGUGAUAAAUGGGGUCCUCAGAUUGCUCAACGUUUCCAGUUUUCACAGGUGUAUGGACCAGAAACCACCCAAAGACAAAUAUUUGAUGGCUCAACCAAAAGCCUUGUAAAAGAUGUUCUGGAAGGAGGGAAUUCUGUGGUGUUCACUUAUGGUGUAACUAAUGCCGGGAAGACAUUUACUUUUCUGGGCCCUGAGACGGAUGGUGGAAUUCUACCAAGGUCCCUGAAUGUUAUCUUCAAUAGCAUCGAGGGACGAAUCUACACACAAAAUAACAUCAAACCGCAUCGAUGUGUAGACUUUACAAGGCUAACGAAAGACCAGCAGGAUGAGGAAGCAGCAAACAAAAGAAACAUUCUUCGGAGAUUCAAAGAGGGUAAUUCUCAGAAUACCAUGUCCUCAAUGUCCAGUUCAUGUGGCAAAACUUUGCUUGAAGGUUCUUUGUCCAGUGAUGUGGAUGGACAGAUCGACGGAGAUAGUCUCUGUAUGGAGGAUGACCCUCAUGUUAAAUUCUCAGUAUGGGUGUCCUUUUGUGAAAUCUACAAUGAAAGCAUUCACGACUUGCUUGAUCUUAUUCCAAAUGGUUCGCAAAAAAGGAAUGUUUUGAGACUUUCACAAGACAUCAAAGGCAAUGCAUUUGUCAAAGAUCUUAAGUGGAUUCAGGUGAACAAUGCAAAUGAAGCUUACAAAAUUGUGAAAAUUGGACGGAAAAAUCAAAGUUUUUCCUCCACAAAGCUCAACAAUGUUUCAAGCAGAAGCCAUAGCAUAUUCUCAAUCCGGAUUUUGCGGAUUGAAGACGUAGGUGUUCCACGAGUUCAGACAAUUAGCGAGCUGACUUUAUGCGAUCUAGCCGGAUCAGAGAGAUGUGCAAAAACUCAGAACAGAGGAGACCGGUUAAAAGAGGCAGGGAACAUUAACACUUCGCUGCUGACACUGGGAAAAUGCAUCAACGCACUGAGACUCAACCAGACUCAGUCAAAGUUCCAACAACACAUUCCUUUCAGAGAGAGCAAGCUUACUCACUAUUUGCAGGGUUUUUUCUGUGGCCGUGGGAAAGCCUGCAUGAUUGUCAAUAUCAAUCAGUGUGCCUCUAUGUAUGAUGAAACCCUGAAUGUUCUCAAAUUCUCUGCAGUGGCUCAAAAGGUUGUGGUUCUCAACCCCAAAUCUGCUUUCAUCGUGCCCAAGAGAUCAGCCAGGGACGUUUCUCUCAUCAUUAACAGUGCAGACAGCAGAGAGCCUCUGGGCAGAAGAAAGAGUUCACUCAUGGGUUGGGACAUGAGUCUGGAGGAUGUGCAGGAGGAUGAAUGUGAUGAUGAUGAUGUCGAAGAAGAGGAAGAAGAAGAAAGUGAAGAAGAGAGCAUGGUGGAAGACACUAUUCUGGAAGCAGGAGAAGAUCAAUGUGUAUCUCAGUUAAAGGAGCAGAUUGAAGAGCUCAAGGAGAAACUUUGUAGGGAGCAAUCCGAAAAACUGGUGUUAGAAUCUCGUAUCCGUGAGGAGGUUAACACUGAAUUCAUGGAGCUGUUUUCUAACAUGGAAAAGGAUUAUAACGAACGUCUUCAGAGAGAAAAAGAGAUUGUUGAGGAGCGUGCUGAGAGGAGGUUGGAAAUACUUAAAAAUUUAGUCAACAGAAAUGCCAGUGAAUUGGCAGCUGCUAGCUGUGCUGAAGAAUCAACACAGGAAGCAAAGAUAGCGUUUUUGAAUGGGAUGAUUGAGACGAUGCGGGAUGACCUGGCUAAGAUAAAGAUGGAUGCAGAGACGGCGCAGACGUGCUUGGUAAAUGAGCCUGAUUCCCCCGGCACCAUCGGCAGUCUGAGAGCACAGCUGGAGGAGUUAAACCAAGAGCUCCUCAAAAGCCGGCAGCUCCUCAGCCUUAAAACCAAGGAAUUAGAAACGACACAAGCUCAGACACAGGAGUCAAAUGAGCUGCUACAAGAGGCAGAAAGGAAUUUGGAAAGUCAGACCAUGAAGUGUCAGGAACUUAUGGCAAUUUGUCAAGAAAAGGAUGAUGUGAUAGUCAAACUACAGACAGCAUUGGACCAGAAUGUUGAGACAGCUACUAAAGAUAGGGUCUUGAUUGAUAGUAUCAAGGAGGAAAUCUUACACUUAAGAAAUAAUUGCAAAUGCGUGAGGAGUAAUGACCACGUCUCUGAUGAAGAGGGAAGAGAAAGCCAAGUGGGUUUGGUGAAGAGUAGAAAUUUAGAUAUUCAGAAGCUUGUGGAGGAGGUGAAAUCAAAAGAUGAGAUCCUUGAUGAGCUCAGAUAUGAGAAGAGUUCACUUGAGCACACUGUACAGUGUUUGACCAAGGACCUUGAAAAGCAAGAACAAGCUUGUGAGGCUGCCCUCUCCUCUCUCACCGCAGAGAGAACAGAAACAGCCAAACUCACGGAUGAGAAUAAGGCCCUUACCAGUGAGCUUCGUCUGCUCCAGGUCACAGCAUACGAGUUGAGCACAAAGCUGAAGUCCACAGAGUCAAAAUUAAGCACUCAGAAAGAGAUCACAGACAAACUUACUGAAGAUCUAGAGGCAACAAAGACACUUCUUAAAGAACGUGAUGAUGAAUCCAGUGUGCAAUCCAAAACCAUUGAAUCUUUAAUGCGAGAGGCAGAGCGUUUGCGUCAGAAACUCGCCAAAGAAGAGUUCUCGCCGGCGCAGAGGAGCAGCUCCGCCUUCCGAGACACCAUAGAAGCGCUUCGCAAAGAGUGCGAGAAGAUGGUUGGGACAUCCCAAGAUAAAAACCUGCAGAUAGAGAAUAUGGAGAAGGAGCUGAAUCAGGCCAGAGAGCAGGUCCGUCUUCUGGAACAGCAGUGCCAUCAGCUGAGACAGGAACGAGACGUCCAGAGCGACAAGAUCCAGAGCUUGCUCAGCUCCUACGAAGCAGAGAAGCUCACAGCGAAACAAAUGAGAAGCACCCACUGCGAACAACAAGCAACACUCGAGCAGCAGUUGGCUGAGCUUCAAGAGCAGGUCCAGGCCUCCAGAAGCAGCUCCGACAGAAUUACUAAGCUGGAGAAUGAACUCGCUGCCAAAGAGUCCCAGAUUCAAUCUCUGCAGGAAAACCUACGGGAGGCUCAGAUCCAACUGGGCCAAGAACAGGAGGAGAGGAGGAGAGACAGAUGUAGAGCAAGAGAUGAAGAGGAAGAGCAGAGGAUGGAGAUCUCCAGACAAAGAGAUGAAACAAAGAAGAGAAUAACAGAAGUCAAGGCAGAACUGGCACAAAAGGAUGGAGCAUUGGAGAGAAGCGCCCAAGAGCUUUCAAAGUCAGAAGAAUUAGUGAAUGAUGGAUUGGAUAAAAUCAAGAGUUUAAGCCUUGAGCUGCAGAUCAAAGAGAAGGAAAUCUCAGAUCUAACAGAACAGCUGACAGAUCGUAAUACACAGAUUGAUCGACUGCAGAAAGAGAUUACGAGCAUGAACGAAGAGAAGAAAUCUCUUCAGCUGAAGCUGGGUGACUCAGAGAGGGUGAAGAAUCAAGCUCUGAUUAGCUUGAGUAGUAUGGAGCGAACCAUUCAUCAGCUAUCGACUUCUCGGGGAGAAGCCAGCCGCGCGAAAUCUGAAGCAAAUUCCCCACGCGACCACAGAGACCGUCAAGAGCCACCGGCAAAAGCUGUGGCAGUUGAGGACACACAUCUUACCUUGACAGAUCAAGAGAGGACACAGAAAAAACAAGAGCAGGAGCUAGAGGCAAAACUGAGACAGAUUGAAUCCUUGAGUAAAGAGUUGAUGAAGCUGAGGGAGAGAUACCAAAGAGAAAGAACCGGUGAUUCGGAGAACUCCCACGUUCCCCAGCGGGAUUCAAACUCGGACGUUUCUGCGCGUCAUCAGCCGGCUGAUAAGCGGAAAGGGCUGGAAAAGGAACAGAUCUGGCCGGAUGGAGCCACGGGGUCGCAGCAGGUGUCUGUGCUGGACUCCUCAGUCAUCUCCUCAGAGAGCGGCAAAAGCCAGCGCUUCCCUAAACCAGAGCUGGAAAUCCACUUCAGCCCACUCAAACCUAACAGCGUGAACGUCAGGAGGCCGGGGGAAGACUCGCCCGUCACCAUCAAAAUUAGACGAACGGCCAGGAAGAGAAAGAGUGCUGAGCUGGAGGACCCAGUUGCAUCUGAGAAUAGGAAGAAUGUUCGCCUCGGGGGGAAUUCCAGGAUGAACAUUGAGUCAACAGAGUCGUCCACAGCGUUGAAUAAAAAGGCCAAUCGACCACAGCAGCAGGAUUCUCCCGCAGGCCUGAAAAGCAAAAAUGAUGGGACUUUGCAGAAGAUUGGUGACUUCAUCCAGAGUUCUCCAACCCUCCUAGGGAGCAAAGCCAAGAAGAUCAUUGGAAUUGUGACUGCAAAAUCCCCAGAGCCACAAAGCGUGCCCAGUAACAGGCCAAAGAGAACGAAACGCAAACUUUUCAAAACGCACGUUUCCUCUCCUAUGGAUAUACCUUCUCAGCCAAUCGUUGGAACUGAUGAAGAUAAAGAAAGCGAUCAUCUCAUUAUCAAAAGAAAACUCAGGACGAGAACUGUGAAGAAAUGA
This is a messenger RNA of Chanos chanos (milkfish), 4776 nucleotides long. RefSeq names its product kinesin family member 20Bb (gene kif20bb). Gene Ontology annotation, cellular component: spindle microtubule; mitotic spindle; nucleus. The transcript has 29 exons. The coding region runs from base 1 to 4776 and encodes 1591 amino acids. Gene Ontology annotation, biological process: mitotic spindle assembly; spindle elongation; microtubule-based movement. Gene Ontology annotation, molecular function: plus-end-directed microtubule motor activity; microtubule binding; ATP binding. The record is from RefSeq and is a predicted model, not a curated record. Lineage: Eukaryota; Metazoa; Chordata; Actinopteri; Gonorynchiformes; Chanidae.